AUGGCUCACCAACAGCAAGCUGGCGAUCAUCCAAUCCCAGUGGAUGUGGCUGAAAAUGCUGAAAACGUGCAGCCUGCCGGUGAUCAACAAUCGACCGGGAAACCUGAAGAGACGGUACCAACAGCCGAGCCGAACAAGAAAAAGCUCGCCUUUCUCAACAUCUUGAACGAGAAGCUGUCAAAGCGAAGCAAGGAUGACAGCAGCAAGCAUGACAGCAGCAAGCAUGAAACCAAGGAUUCGGCAGAUUCAACUGACGGAGGAGCUUCUGCACAGGAAGAGGGUGGAAAGAAGCGAAAGAUGUCGUUUGGCGGUUGCAUGCCGAAGCUCAGCGGCGGAAAGAUUGCUUGCUCUGCUUGCCAUCAAAAGAAGACACCAAGGAACACGUUUGUUUGCGCCACGUGUGAUCGCGCAUUGUUCUGUGCUCACUGUAUGCUUCGCGAUCAUCGCCUUCAUGAAAUCCUUGAUGGAACUACUGAAACACCUGUGCAAGACGGUGUAGAAGCGCUUUGGUGCAACUGGGACAACACAACGCCGACGCUGCUCCCGUUUUGGAAUAGACUUGAGUCUGUUCCCUACAUGUUUGAGUGCAAGUCAUUAAUUCUUCUCUGUGUUUACUUCGACAUCAAUGCCUUUCACGGUUGUUUCCUUGCCACUCUAUAUUGUUCGCUCUUUAUUUUUUUGCAAACUUAUAUUUUGUUC
Mesorhabditis belari is the source of this 699-nucleotide messenger RNA. NCBI's taxonomy places the organism in Eukaryota, Metazoa, Nematoda, Chromadorea, Rhabditida, Rhabditidae. The record is from the annotation of a GenBank genome assembly.